ACGUGGGGUGCAAAACGGGUCCCCUUCAUCGCGGCUUGCUUCCGGCGUCAUGGCUCAAAGGGCCUUUCCGAAUCCUUAUGCCGAUUAUAACAAAUCCCUGGCCGAAGGCUACUUUGAUUCGGAAGGGAGGCUGACUCCUGAGUUCUCACAACGCUUGAGCAAUAAGAUUCGAGAGCUUCUUCAGCAAAUGGAAAGAGGCCUGAAGUCUGCAGACCCUCGGGAUAGCACUGCUUACACCGGUUGGGCAGGCAUUGCUGUGCUUUACUUACAUCUCUAUGAUGUGUUCGGGGAUCCUGCCUACCUACAGAAGGCGCAUGGCUAUGUAAAGCAAAGUCUGAACUACUUGUCCAAGCGUUCCAUCACCUUCCUUUGUGGGGAUGCAGGCCCCCUGGCAGUGUCUGCUGUGGUAUAUCACAAAAUGAACAAUGAGAGGCAGGCAGAAGAUUGCAUCACCCGACUGAUGCACCUAAAAAAGAUUGAUCCCCAUGCUCCAAAUGAAAUGCUGUAUGGACGGAUGGGCUACAUCUAUGCUCUGCUAUAUGUGAAUAAGAACUUUGGGGAGGAAAAGAUCCCUCAACACCAUAUUCAGGAGAUUUGUGAAACUGUCUUAACUUCUGGAGAAAAUCUAGCUAGAAAAAGAAACUUCACAUCAAAGACUCCACUGAUGUAUGAGUGGUAUCAAGAAUACUAUGUAGGUGCUGCUCAUGGCCUAGCAGGAAUUUAUUACUUCUUGAUGCAGCCCAGUCUUCAUGUAAGCUCUAUGAAGUUACAUAGUUUGGUCAAGCCCAGUAUAGACUAUGUUUGCCAGCUGAAGUUUCCUUCUGGAAAUUAUCCUCCUUGUGUGGAUGAUACUCGAGAUCUGCUAGUCCACUGGUGCCACGGUUCCCCUGGGGUAAUCUACAUGCUCAUCCAGGCCUAUAAGGUGUUCAAAGAAGAACAGUAUCUCAAUGACGCCUAUCAGUCUGCUGAUGUGAUCUGGCAGUACGGUUUGCUGAGGAAGGGGUAUGGACUGUGCCACGGCGCUGCGGGGAAUGCCUACGCCUUUCUGGCACUGUACAACCUCACACGUGAUAUGAAGUACCUGUACAGGGCCUGUAAGUUUGCUGAGUGGUGCCUCGAUUAUGGAGAACAUGGAUGCAGAACACCAGAUACCCCUUUCUCCCUCUUUGAAGGAAUGGCUGGAACAAUAUAUUUCCUGGCUGACCUCCUAGUACCCACAAAAGCCAAGUUCCCUGCAUUUGAACUCUGAAAGGAAAGGCUACCCCCUGCAUCUCAUUGCAUGACCCUUUCUGUGUAUCAAACCUGGACUAAUGCUGUCCUUGCUUUUUAAAAAACCAGAGGCAAACUGUGUACUUGAUUUUUUUUCAGAAUUCAUCUUUAGUUCAGUUCCUUCAACAUUUACCUUUACUUUAAAUAUCCAAGGAAAUCUCUUAUCUUAACAUUGGCUUCUUCCUAUAGAAAGGGUUGGUGAUAUGUACAGAAUUUGGAGGGCAUAUGUAGAUUUAGAUAAAAAAGUACUUUAGAACUUGGAGGAAAUAUUUUUCUUAUUUAAGUUUAUGAAUAUAAUUGUCUUAAUAUUGCUCUUCAAAUGUUCAGAAAAAAACUAAAU
This is a messenger RNA of Talpa occidentalis (Iberian mole), 1609 nucleotides long. Its product is annotated as glutathione S-transferase LANCL1. The transcript has 10 exons. Bases 50 to 1249 code for a protein of 399 amino acids. Gene Ontology annotation, cellular component: plasma membrane. The record is from RefSeq and is a predicted model, not a curated record. Gene Ontology annotation, biological process: peptide modification; carbohydrate metabolic process. Lineage: Eukaryota; Metazoa; Chordata; Mammalia; Eulipotyphla; Talpidae.